AUGCCUCCAAAAACCAAGCGGCUGUCUCGCCCGAAGAGUAAAAUCCGCGAAAAGAAAGAGCAUGGAAAUGGCAACCGUCACCGGUUUCAGAGUUUUACAAGACGCAUUGCGAACAUCAGCAUCGAUCCCAUCCGAUCCACCCGAAAUGAGCGGUUGGAAAUUGACUCUGAUGACACCAGUUCUUACUUCAGGACUUCUCUCGAACGAUGGGAAGAUAUAAAUCUUUCCGGAAACUUCACAAACUUUUCUCAGAAAGUUCGACCUCUAUCCCAGACACUACCCCAGAUUCUCCAUCAUGAAAAAGAGAUACACGAGCUGCUCCUCGAGCAUAUUGGUCUAGGAGACACCUUAUCUCUUGAACCAUUGCUUUCCCUAGUCUCUAGCUUUGCCCGGGAUUUGGGAGUCAGAUUCGAAAAGUACUUCCCAACGACCGUGAAUGCGGUUGCUGGACUUGUGCUCCGUCACAAUGCUGUUGAAGUCAUUGAGUGGAGCUUUAUGUGCCUUGCUUGGCUGUUCAAAUUCCUCUUUAGGGUCCUUAUCGAGGAUAUCAAGACUGUCUUUGACCUCAUGGAACCCCUACUUGGCGCGUCUCAUGAGAAACCGUUCCUCUCUCGAUUUGCUGCAGAAGCUCUGAGUUUUCUCAUUCGAAAAGCUGCUUCUAGUCGCAAAGAGGAGCACAAAGCUCUGAAUGCCAUAGUUCAACACUCUCUUGAGUCAGCUGCCGAGGCUGACCCACCGUCAAAAACCUUCCAAGGCGGUCUAAUUGUCCUCUAUGUCGAGUCUAUCAAGGGCAUACAGGACAGAGUCCAUCUUAACGGUCCCACUAUUCUACAUGAGUUGGUGACUGUUGCCGUCGAGUUGUCAACUGACACCUUCCGCACGCACUUGAUGACCGACAUCAUUUCCGGAAUCUUUGUGGAGAUAUCACCCGAACUCUGUGCGGAGGCACAUGCCUCACUGAUCAGCGUCAUCCUGGAAAUUGCGCAAGCAAAAGAAUUCACCUUGACCCAAUGGAAAUUCCUUGUCAACUUGCUAUUUUCCGCAAUCUCCGUCUGCCGCGAUCGUUCGGAGGUUGACUGGAAAGGUGUCUUUCAAUGCAUCGAUCUCUCGAUGUCGUUUGUCGAGGGCAAUGGUGUAAACCACGCGGAUAUUGCACCGGAUGUCCUCGGUCUUUCGGUUCUCGCGUUGCAACGCUGUCCAUUGGACGUCAUGUUGAUACGAUCGAAGCAGCUAGACCGUUUGAUCCGCGAGCCAUGGGCAGCAUACUUUGUUGCAUUCUGCGAGUUCUUUGCAAAGUUCGGCAUUGAACGAUUCGACGGUUUCUUGCUUGCUCUAUUUCAACGAUUCGUCACCGAGCAAUGGAACGCCUACGAGACAGGGAUUUGCUCCUCGUUGCUUAAUAUCCUACCGAGAUUAAGCGGUCAAGGGCGGCCUAUUGUCAUUCCACAAGCGUGGAAGAAUAGGAUGUGCUCUUUCUUCAAUACCCUUUGCUCAGCUGAGACUGACGAUCCAUCAUUUCAAUCUCAACUUUGGCUCUGCAAUGUAUUCCUCGAGCUCCCCUCUCAGCAACGACUAAAUCUGGAUAUCGAGAAGCAUUUGACGAAGACCCUUCGAAACCUGUUGCUUCGAACCCUCAAGCACACUAAAGAUUCGAUGCGUUCGGAUUUACGUUUGUUCUCUCUUGGCAACGCUCACAAAUGCCUUUUAUCGGCGGAUUCCUCCACUCCUCACGAUGAUUGGGCCUCCAUUUGUGAAAUGGCGCCCAGCGUUGCAUUCGCACCUGCAUUCUGGGAAGCAAUGAGCAUGCGCUGCCGAAGCGGUUGCCGCUUGAGUGAUCUCACCGAAGCCCAGGUCGAUCGAUUGGCAGAUUCUAUGAAGAUGGCCUUGUCAGCACCAUCUCGUUCGCUACGCAACUGUUGUCUCGAUACACUGGGACUGCUUUGUGCGGGCGAAACCCCUCUCGUUCCAAUCAUUGAUGCUCUACAAUCCAUCGAAUCCGCUCCUGUCUCGAUCGAUACAGGUAGAGCUGUCGGAAUUCCAAUACGAAAGCUGGCUACUUUGUACAGCGCCGCCUCCUCACAUCCCCUUCUCAAAGUCUGUAUUCCUGCCUACUGCUUCGGACUGUUGACUGUCCAUUUCGCCCCUAUAUGGGAAGACAUUCUCAAAACUUUGAGAGCAAUCGUCGAAUCGAAAGAGGGAGAGCUUGUGGUAUCGCAGAUCUCAUUUGAGUGGCUGCGAGGGCCGGACCAGGGCAACGCUAUUGAGGCCGAACCAGAUGAAGAUGAAGAACAAGAAGACGAUUGGAUCCUCCCGCAUCAUGGGAAUACGUUUCUCGAGAGGACCGUCAAAUCGUUCGAAAAGUCCUUUCACCAGGAGAAGCACGCCGAAGAACACCUUCGAACCAUUUUCAAACAAGCGCAUGACAUCAACCCCGAUUCAACCAUCUCGCGCCAAGAACAAGCCUUGCGAGUUUUCAAUGCAGUACCGCAUAUGGCUGAGAAGAGGUCGCGAGAAUUGGUCCCUUUCCUGAUGAAAUGGACCGAGACUCUGUCCCAAGUGAACGCAGACGAAAUCACUCAAGAUGACGAAGCUGAGCAGGAGCAGGAUUCCUUGGACAUUACUCUGGAUGUCAAGGAACGGAAGUCGCUCCUCUCACUCUUCAGUAAAUUCAAAAAUCCGAAAGCGUUGUACCAAUCGUCCGAAGUUCACGGAGCUCUAUCAACACUUCUCACGGUUGGAGAUUCCGACAUCCAACGAAGCGCAAUGAAGGCUCUGAUGACCUGGAAAUCACCAAGCUUACUGAAGUAUCAAGAGGCACUCUUUGACCUCAUUGACGAUGCCAAGUUUAAGGAUCGCAUCACCAUCUUCCUGGGAAACGUCGACGACGACUCCGCUCUGCAGCCCACAGAUCGACCUGUGGUUAUGCCGAUAGUGCUCCGGCUACUUUACGGAAAAGCCAUCACCAAAUCAGGAACGCGCAGUGCUGCCAACCGUCCGGAAAACAAACGACGUGCCAUAUUUGGCGCAUUGACGAGAUUUCCGGCCGAAGAUUUGCUGGAGUACAUUCGGAUUUGCUUUGGCCCCUUGAGAGACGUCAAGUUGUUCCAAGGUGACGAUGUGGACCAAGAUGUGCUCAACGAGGACGUUCUAGACAUACGACGGCAGCAAGGCGUGCUCACAAUGCUGAGGGAUCUGCUGGCUUUCCUUGGAUCGUCGGCGGAGUCAGUUGCAGCGGAUGUUGUUGAGCCAAUUCUUUACUGCCUCCUCAGAUCUUACCCUUCAUCAUCAAACAACGCGGCAUCCCCGGAGAGGCAAAAGGUUGUACGCAGUAUUUCAUACAAAUGCUUGGCGAUGUUGUUCGAGCAUGGAACUGGAAUCGACUGGACCAAAUAUGUUCCUAUCAUUCUCAGCACCGCUGUGUUUGAUAGAGAUGUCAGUUUCGCGGGCGAACAAGCUCAGGCUGUCUCGGGUCUAUUGCAACUUGUCGGACUAUUCUACGGCAACUCAGCAACGGCGUGCUUCCUCUCUCAGGAAUAUCCCAGCAUGCUGAAAAGUGUUGUUGACUGCUUGACAACCCCGAACGCGAAGGCCGAAGUGCAAGUGUUUGUCCUUUCUCAAGUUUUGGACGGCCUAGCCGAACUCGCCUCCGAAAGCGGCUUGCAAAGCCAAACGAUCCAGGAAUCACUGCUUCGCGAUGUUGACUACGCGCUCGAUUCCAUUGCUGCGAUUAUCGAGAAGGGAUCCGAGCAGCCGGUCUUGGAGGCAAGUCUAAGCACGCUCGUCACAUUCUCGGGCUUGGUCCGCACCCAAAAGAGCGCCGAAAAGCUAGUUAUGCUGGUGUCAAGUCUGCUGGAACAGCCGAAAGGACAACUGAAUCAGAAGGUCAAGACGGAUCUGCUGAGGAUUCUACACCAUUUCAUUCCCCGGACUCAGAUGGAUGCAGCUUCCGAUGAGUUUGAACGGCUAUAUCGUAUCAUUUCCUCCAUCUUCGGUGACCCAGGAAAGCCCGAAAUACGACUGCUUCUGUGCGACGUGGUGGAUGAUCUAUCUCAAAUCAAUGAUUCCCUGGCAGGAAUCAGCACUAUAUGCCGCGAGCUAAACAGUGUGGAGUACCGGAACUUGAGCGAACCGGAUUUCACCAAAAGACUCGGAGCGUACCAUCAAGUCAACGAGACUCUGUAUUCCUCAUUGACCACAUUACAAUGGCUUCCAAUCCUUUACAAUGCACUCCACUUUCUGAAAGUUCCCGAUGAGCUAUCUAUCCGAGCCAGCGCUUCACUCACCGUACGACGAUUCAUUGAAGUCUCAGGCACCAAAUCAGAGGAAGAAUGUGCUGCCUAUAAAUGCCAGGUCGAGAGCGUUAUCCUUCCAGACCUCAUCAAAGGCCUUCGGGCCCAUGAUGAGCAAGUCCGCGCAGAAUUUGUUGGCUUGCUUGGAGUAAUGGUCGCCAAGUAUCCCUCAGGAUCUAGUGUGAGCUCACUCGGACCACUUCUGAUGAAUGGCGAUGAGGAGGCGUCCGUUUUCGCCAACAUUCUCCACAUCCAACACCAUAGGCGUCUACGAGCCAUGCGUCGUAUGGCCGAGCAAGCCCAGACAGGGCAGUUCACCACCUUCGUUGUCAGCCAAGUCCUCAUUCCACUCAUGGAGAGCUUUGUGCUUGAUAAGACUACUGCUGAGAAUCACCACAACUUGGUCACUGAGGCUAUUAUAGCCAUCAACUCGCUUGCGGCAUGGUUGGCUUGGUCUCAGAUGCGGGCGAUACUUCAGAAACAUUGCGGUCGCUUGAAGGCACCUGAGGCAAAAACGAAGACACUCACCCGGCUGAUCUCGUCUUAUUUGGACUCCCUAAGCCGCUCCGCUUCAAAGUUGAAGAAAUCUGAGGAUGCUGCUGACGGGGAUGUUGACAUGAGCGACGCCGUUGAGACUGCCUUGUCGAAAUCAAUCACGAGCCCUACAAAGUUCCGUCGCGACCUCACAGAUGGCGUUCUACCGCCACUAUACCAAUUCCUCCACAAGCAAGACGAAGACACGGUUCAGUCCCGUAUGAUACUUGCACCAUGUUACGCCAAGACCAUCAAACUGUUAACGGAUGAUGAAUUCGAACAGAAGCUGGUUUCGCUACUUUCUGAAGUAUCCGCGGUGCUUCGGAGCAAAUCGGCCGACACUCGAGAUACUGCACGGAAAGCGAUUGCGGAUAUCGUCACCGCAUUGGGACCUCAAUCCGUUGGCUUUGUCAUCAAGAGUCUCAACUCCACUCUUCAGAGAGGCUAUCAACGCCAUGUCUUCUCAUUCACAGUGCACACUCUCCUUGUGAUACUGAUACCCACUAUAUCCGCUGGUGAUCUCGACUACUGUCUUGAAGACCUAGUCAACGUGAUGAUGGACAGUACGUUUGGCGCAGUCGGAGAGGAGAAGGAAUCAGAAGACUACAUCAGUCAAAUGAAGGAGGUGAAGAGCAACAAGAGCUUUGACGCGAUGGAGAUUGUGUCGAAGAUUUGCACGCAGUCAAGUAUCGCAAGUCUGAUCCAGCCACUCCGCGUAUUGCUGACGGAAAACCUUCCGCUGGCCAUGAUUCGGAAAGUGGACGAAUUUCUCCGCCGCAUUGGACUUGGUAUCAUGCAGAAUCCCGCACUCUCAGACCGAGGCAUCUUGAUUUUCUGCUUCGAGAUCCUACAGCAACCCACCAAGCAGGCAGCCGGCGCACGGCGAGCCUCCCUGCUGUAUAAGCUCGUCCGCUUCGGGCUCGACUUGCUUCGAUCCGUCCUUCAAAAGCACCCAAACUUGAAGACGCCCGAGAAUCUUUCCGGAUUACUGCCGCCAAUCUGCGACUCGAUUCUGGCAUCACACGAAGAGGUUCAAAUGUCCGCAAUGCGACUUGCAGCAUCGAUAAUCGCGGCCCCCCUUCCACGACUCGCCACCGAUGCGCCAGUAUUCGUGGCAGAAGCCGUCCGCAUCGUGGAGGGUGCCCCAAAUACUGGCACUGAACUUUCUCAAGCCGCCCUCAAGCUCAUUGUUGCCGUAUUGAAGGACCGAAAAGAUGUGAUGGUCAAAGAGAAGCACAUUGCGCAUAUUUUGAAGCGUAUUCGGACCGACAUUGAAGAACCAGAGCGACAAGGUGUCAUGUUCAGCUUGCUCAAAGCCGUCACUGGCCGUAAGAUGGUAAUGCCUGAGCUCUACGAAGCCAUGGAUACCGUGGCGAGAAUCAUGAUCACGAACCAGACAAAGUCAACCCGAGCCAUGGCAAGGUCGACCUACUUCCUGUUCUUGACGAAUUGUCCGCAAAGCAAAGACCGAUUCUCCAAGCAAGUUCAGUUCCUCGUCAAGAACCUCCAAUAUCAAUACGAGGAAGGUCGAGAAUCCACGAUGGAGUUGAUGCAUCUUGUAUUGACGAAGCUUGGAGAGGACCUAGUCCAGCAGGUCAUCAAGUCGGCUUUUGUGCCCCUUGUGAUGGUCAUCAUCAACGACGAGUCCGAGAGUUGCCGGGCGAUGGCAGGAAUUCUACUCAAAGAAGCGAUGCAGCGCGCGGAAUCCGAGCAGAGGUCCACAACUGUACGCCUACUUCAAGACUGGCUCAGCCAGAGUGAGUCCGAUGCCUUGCGACAUGCUGCCCUCCAAAUCUGGGCUCUGUGGUUCGAGGUCAUCGGCGAUGACAACCGAGAUGUUGGUCCUUUCCUCAGUUGGAUGGCGGAAUUUCUCAGCGAUCCUACGACGAUGUCCGAUCGCGACAACUGGGAAACCAUCUAUUUCUCCCUGCAGACGUUCGAAAAGUUUUGCACCAUUGCUCCUCAGCGUGCGUUUUCUUCCAAGACUAAGCCCGUGUGGGAGGCGAUGCAGCAGUGUCUUUGGUUCCCUCACCAAUGGGUCAAGGGGAUGGCCGCGAAGCUAAUUGGGUUAUACCUGGAUCAGUAUUUCCGGACCAAGGUAUCGAACGAAAAGGCGGGCACGGAAAAGAGUGCUCCUUCGUUUGAUCUUGGUGACGACGAGCUCAUCGGGUUGACCAAGUCACAUCUAAGGGCAUUUGAGUCGCCUGAGCCAGCCGAUGAGCUGUUGAAGUACUGCUCCCGGAAUCUGCUGGCUCUUGCCCGUCUCGUUGCUCAAACCCAGGUCCCUCUCGUUUCCCGCCGGUCAUUGGCGCAAAAAGAAGAGCAAGAAUUAGAAAACGAUGAGUCGGAGUCCGAGGAAGUCGAGCAGGCUAGCAGGAGUAUCCCAGGCGCAAGAGGACUACUCCCAACCAUCCGGGUGAAGAAGGCCGCGAUCGACCUAAUGGCAUCUCUAUGUGAGACGCUCGACAAAGAUGUCCUUUCCGAAUCCAUCCAUGUCUUCCUCCCAUCGCUCUACAACAUGACGGACCCCAGCCAACCGAAAGCAAAAUCUUUGAACGUCACGUACAACCAACUCCUGACGGAAACCAUCAAUACCAGCCAGGGCAUCAUGAGCGGGUUGCAGAAGAAGCUUGGGACGACGGAGUAUGUGAGACAUUAUCAGAAGGCGAAGGAGGCGGCGGCCCAGAGGCGAGAGGAGAGGAGAGUCAAGCGGAAGUUGGAUGCGGUGAAUGAUCCUGAGGCCCAUGAGCGAAUGAAACGGAAGAAGCGGGAGACGUCGAAGGCUCGGCAGAAGGAAGUGAGCAUGGAGUAUAGGGGGAGGAGAAGGGGUUGGUAAAAGGAAUUGAGCAUGGAGUAUCGGGUAGGAAAAGGGGUUGGUAGUGGCGGAGCGGAUCUUGUAUAAUAGAUGAAUUUUCAAUCGUACCGGUAAUAUGAUAUCAGUCCACAAC
Molecule: messenger RNA, 7771 nt
Organism: Eremomyces bilateralis CBS 781.70
Lineage: Eukaryota; Fungi; Ascomycota; Dothideomycetes; Eremomycetales; Eremomycetaceae
Exons: 2
Coding region: 1-7659 (2552 amino acids)
Cellular component (GO): nucleolus; 90S preribosome; small-subunit processome
Source: RefSeq, a predicted model, not a curated record